GCGCGUCGACGUGUCGUGACGUAAUCAAUGCGCAGUUUUUCUUCUGCGCAGUACCGGAAGCGAAUAACAGCUCUCGGAUACAGAUGCUAAAAAACAUUUGGAUAAAAGAGCUCCACAGAAGAAACAGUUGUUGAAUGGAAGUGGUGAGGGCCAGAGAGAUGGGCCCCGAGAGAAUCUUACCGAACCCCGAGGAGGAUGCGCUGCAGGAGCGGCCCUCAGACACCGCGGCGCAGGAGGAGUGGAGCGGGGAGGACAUAGAGGAGGAGGAGGAGGAGGAGGAAGGAGGCGCCGGAGACGAGGACAGUGCCGGGUACUAUUACCAGCCUCUCAAUCAAGACCCAGACGGGAUGAACGGCUCUCACACGGAGCCCGCGGACGAGGGAACCACCGCGGAGCAGCUGCAGGACGUCCAGGACAGAAUAGAGGCCAUGGGUCUGUUCCUGCCCCAGCCUCCUCCUCCUGACAGCGACGAAGAGGAGGAUCCCGAAGGAGCUGCUGCUCGUAGAAGUUUCGCGUCCAUUCCCAUGGAUGCAGAUCACGUUGAACUGGUGAAAAGGACCAUGGCUGCAGUAAAUUUGCCGACACUAGGAAUCCCUGCCUGGGCCCAGGAGAUCUCUGACGACCAGUGGAAGGACAUGGUCCAGCAGACGCUUCAGUCCAGACAGAGCUCGGCAGGCCUGAGACUGGACCGCAAGUGAAACCAUUACAAGAGCCUCAUCUCACCUGCUGCAGGAACAUGAAACAGAGCUUCUGACAUCUCAAAUCGAAAGGCAUUCCUCCCUUUAGGUGUGGUUUACACAAACUGUGGACUGAAAUUCAUUAAUGGCUCGCCUUGUAAUUGCUUUGAACUGAUAGACAGCCGGUGUCCAGUUGAUGCGGUUACCGAGUAGGCAAAAAAGACGCUCCUGAAAACCUCCCAAAUGUUUUUCAACCCAGCUGUAUUGACGCAGUGUGUUCUUUGUGAGGAUUUAGCAAUUUGUCGGUUGCCUUUGUAUGACAGUAUAGACAUGUAAUGGUGCAUCUCAGUAAUACUCGCAUCUCCAUUAACCCGAAUGUUGAUACCCGUGCAAUGAGUGAUUGAUCCUUUAUAUACCGCACACGGCUCGAGCAACACAAAUGGGCGUCGCAUCUUUUGUGUUUCUUUAUUUUUGUUCUGUACAUACAUGAACAUCUGUACAAAAUAUGACUUUCAUACUAUGUAAUGCUCAACCUAAUUAAAGUACAACAUAUGUACAUAUGACCUGGAAA
Molecule: messenger RNA, 1248 nt
Organism: Puntigrus tetrazona (Sumatra barb)
Lineage: Eukaryota; Metazoa; Chordata; Actinopteri; Cypriniformes; Cyprinidae
Product: male-enhanced antigen 1-like
Exons: 4
Coding region: 135-698 (187 amino acids)
Biological process (GO): spermatogenesis
Source: RefSeq, a predicted model, not a curated record